Messenger RNA from Osmerus eperlanus (European smelt), 2421 nucleotides. RefSeq names its product microtubule-actin cross-linking factor 1, isoforms 6/7-like. The transcript has 13 exons. The record is from RefSeq and is a predicted model, not a curated record. Gene Ontology annotation, cellular component: cytoplasm; intermediate filament; membrane. Gene Ontology annotation, biological process: intermediate filament cytoskeleton organization; wound healing. Bases 151 to 2070 code for a protein of 639 amino acids. Gene Ontology annotation, molecular function: structural molecule activity; protein binding. NCBI's taxonomy places the organism in Eukaryota, Metazoa, Chordata, Actinopteri, Osmeriformes, Osmeridae.
CCUCCCUCCCGUUCUGAAUGGUGAUUAAGGACCUUCCGGAUUCCUCUGCUCCGGGGCCGUUCCUGGGCUUCAGAAGGAGCCCCCGCAUGCCCGGGUGAGGGGCCGACCUGGUCCUAGCCGCUCUGUAGCCCCCCGAGCCACACACCCACCAUGGGGAACCUAAUCAGCAGGCCCAGCUGCCUGGGCCAGAAGUCCAAGCAGGUGAGGUCCAACGAGGCCUUUCUGAAGGAGUGCUACCAACGCCGCCUAGAGCGGCCCGUCCCCGAGAGCCACGGCCAGCCACGCAGCGAGGAGGCGGGCAGGGCCAAGACGGUGGUGGGGGGGAAGGAGGAGGAGGAGGAGGAGGAGAAGCGGGAGGAGGAGGUGUCCCGCUCUCACACCCCCGUCUCGGACAAGCCCGCCCGCUGCUCCCCGGCCCCCACCGUCACUACCACCAGCACCCUGGACAACGCCUGGCAUUCCACCCCCUCUCCCAUCAAGCCCGCCGGCUCCCGGAACGGCACGCUGACCCGGAGGACGGUGCUGCCGGACUACGGCCGCUCCCCCCUGGCCCACCCCGGGCCGGGCUCGGCGGAGAGGAGGGCCAGCCUCCAGAGGAGAGACUCCAGGGAGGGGAGCCCCUGGUCCUGGAAGACCUUGGCCUCCAGAGAGGUCACGGAGGUCACGGAGGUCACGGAGACCAUUGUGACGGAGAUCGUGGAGGUGACCGAGUAUCCCUCUGGAGACAAGAGUGGAGACCCCAUAGUGACCCGGACGGUCAGGGUCCUGACCGGAGCGGCAGAGGAGCUGGCUGAGCUCCACAGCGAUGGUCAGUCCAGCUCAGACCAUGACUCCAGCCUGGACCGAUGGAGGGGAACGAGGUCGGUCCUGACUCUGAAAGAUGAGUUUGCAGAUUCGGAGACGUUCCUCCAGAACCUCGAGGCGCUGUUAACCUGGGUCUAUGAAAUAGAGGAGCUCGCGGCCAAUCAGAAGCCUCCGUCCUCUGAGUUUAAAGUGGUGAAAGCUCAGCUACAGGAACAGAAGUUGCUGCAGCGCCUCCUGGAGGACCGGAGACGCAGCAUGGAGGCCAUGAUGCAGGAGGGGCCGGGCCUGGCAGAGAGCCUGCCAGGGGAGGAGGGAGACCAGGCCACCAGACACAUCUCCACCAUCAGAACCAAGUGGGAGGCCUUGCUGCUGGAGGCCCAGAGCAGGCGGGUCAGUCUGGAGGAGAUCCUACCCCUGGCCCAGCUCUUCCAGGACAGGGUGGACAGCCUCCAGUACUGGCUGAUCUCCGUGGAGCAGGACCUGGCUGAGCUGCGCCAUGCGGAGAGGGCCAUGCUGCACCUUCCAGAGGCCACACAGCGGGCUCAGACCGUGGUGGAGCAGAUCAAACUGAGGAACGCUGACCUGGCAAAGGUCCAGCAGGCAGGCCAUGACCUCAUGGAGAACAUCUCAGAGGAGGAGCGGCACCAGGUGCAGGAGCGCGUGGACGGCCUCCGUAUCCGCUGCUCCGUGUUGAGCCUGAGCAGCGUGGACGUCCUCCAGAGGCUGGAGCAGGCCCUGGAGGCGUCGCGCCGCUGCACCUCCAGCCAGGAGGACCUGCACCUGUGGCUGGGCCGCAUCGAGAGCCAGCUGCUGGGCUCGUCCGCCUCCUCCGCGGGGGCCCAGACCCAGGGGGACGCUGUGCUGUGUGCAGCUGAGAGACAGAGGCUGGAGCAGGCGGUGGUGAAGGAGAUGUCUUGGUUCAGAAACACUGCCCAAGGUCUGGAGCAGCUCCGAACCAUCUGUCUGGACCCAGAACCCAUCUCUGCUCAGCUGCACGAGCAGAAGAUUCUUGCUGUGGAGAUCCUGCAGCACCGCUUUAACAUAGAGAAGAUGGUGAAGAUCGCUGAGAUCCUGCAGACGUAUGGAGAUGAGGGUGACACAGCCAACCUUCAGACCCCUCUGGAUGCCUUGCAGGAGCAGUGUAACUCCACCUCAGCCACCAACUCACACGUGGUGCUCCGUCUGAGCAUGCUCAGUCGCUCCUCGCCCAGUUCUCCGAGGGCAUCGCCGAGGUGUCGCCAUGGCUACAGGAAACCCAAAGCCUGAUUGGACAACUGUCCCUGAGCACCAUUAGUUACGAGGCCUUCAGGGAGCAGCAGGAACUCUUGCAGGGUCUGAGGGAGUCCAUAGCAGAACACAGGCCGCUAAUAUCCCGCCUGGUCUCACUGGGAAGCGCUUGUCUGAGCUAAGCCCCCGCCCAGGGGAGGAGUUCUGCCGGAGGGCCAAUGAGACGGAGGAGCAGCACAGAGCCAUCAGGGACAGGGUCCGAGAGGCUGCCAGCCUUCUGGAGGAGGCCCUGCCUCGAUACACACAGCUGAACGAGAGGAUGACGGUGAUCCGGGAGAGUGUGGAGCGUCUGCACGGCCGGAUGCAGUCUCCCGUCCCCCUGCAGGGCCU